Molecule: messenger RNA, 1383 nt
Organism: Haemonchus placei
Lineage: Eukaryota; Metazoa; Nematoda; Chromadorea; Rhabditida; Trichostrongylidae
Source: the annotation of a GenBank genome assembly
AUGCAGUCCAUCAUCUACGGUAAACCGAUACUGCACAACGUUCUGACGCUGAAGUCGCUCAUUGCGAACAUCCAGAUAUACACAGCCGAGCAGACCUACUCAGCCAACUCGGACGAGAUACGGUAUGAGGAAACAUUGCAAGCAAUAGACUUGAUAAAAGAGAGUAUGUCACAGAUUGACGCCGCAAAAACGACCUUGCAAGCGCUAAUCGAGCAAAUGAAAGAAAGCUACGACAGCACCAAGAGCAAGGAAGACAAAAAGAUCCUUUUCAAGACAAAGAUCGAGGAAGAGUCUCACUUCAAUGACGUGAUUAAAGAGGCCACCGAUCUUCACUUCAUGUUGGGAACACGCCUAACUGAGGCCAUCAGCAACGGAAAAAGGCUGGAGCGUAAACUGGGCAUCUACGGCAAAACAGGACCACAUACGGCGCGGCCCACGAAUGACAUCCACGAAGGGCCUCCAGGUUUGGAUAUCGAAAACGAAGCAUCCAGACAGCCUCCUUUCACUGCUCCCUCAAUCGCACCACCUAGAGUAAGUGUGCCAGUCUUUACUGGGAGGGAAGAAGAGUUCCCAGAGUCCUGGGCUGUCUAUGAACAACUCGUACACAACAACCCGACACUCAGCGCAACCGAAAAAAUGCUAUUGCUAAAAGAAAGCCUUCAAGGCAAAUCGGACAAGUCAAUUCGAGGUAUACAGUUGAUCCCUCAGAACCACGAAAGGAUGAUCAAAACGCUACACAAGAAAUAUGGCAAAAAGCCCGCCAACAGGACCCGUAUAGUACAACAACUGAAUGAGCUACCACGAGCCUCCAGAACAGCGGAAAGCUGUGAGAAGGUGUUUGACGACAUAUGCAUGCUUUUAAAUCAGAUGUUCUCUACAGGACAGAAUAUACGAGUUUGCAAAGACGCCUUAUGGACAGAGGCGAUACUAAGCAAAUUCCCUAAAGAUAUUGUAGAGCCGGUACUACUUAAAAUGCGAGAACACGAUGAUCUCACAGUGGAUUCCAUUUUGGACUUCAUCAGUGGCGAGAUAUCCGCCAAGGCGUACAUGCAGUCAAGACUCCGACCCUAUGAUCCAGCAAACCGAGAGAGUGCGAAUCGCACAACACAACUCUGCGUAAUUUGCGAAACUAGUAGCCAUUUCACGUGGCAAUGCCAAUCUAAGCUGCCCGUAAGCAAGAAACGAGACAUCGUGGCUAGAAAGCGCCUCUGCUGGAAAUGCUACUCGCCAAAACACACAAGUUCCCAGUGCUCAAGAAAUAAUUGCCGUUUGUGUGGAAGGAUGCAACAUAUCAAGCUGUGUUUCUCGACCGAAAACGCAGCCGAGCAUGGUACCUCAGAGCACAACACACCUUCGGCCAGCGAAGCAGAACAGCGUGGCUAA